AUGUGGGAAAUCCCGAAGAACAAGGCGAACUAUGUCCCGCUCACUCCACUUUCUUUCCUUCGACGUGUUGAGCGAGUCUAUCCCUCAUAUGAGAGCGUGAUCCAUGGGUCCAAGACCUUCACGUGGAAAGAGACAGCAGAGCGAUGCCGGAGACUGGCUUCAGCCCUUAGAAGGAGAGGAGUCGAGCCGGGUGACACUGUCUCUGUGAUUGCCACCAACACACCUGAGAUGAAGGAAUGCCAUUUCGGUGUGCCCAUGACAGGAGCUGUGUUGAACUGCAUCAACACAAGGUUGGAUCCUGCAGCGAUUGCUUUCAUCCUCGACCAUUCCGAGACAAGUUUCCUCAUCACUGAUACUGAGUUUGCCCCGAACGUGAAGGCAGCGUUGGAGAUGAUCAAGAGGAAGAUCUCGGUGAUCGACAUCUGUGAUUCGGAAGCGCCAAACUUCAACGUUCCCGCCAAUCGUCUGAGCGACACGGACUACGAGAAGUUGCUGACAGAGGGCUCGCCGGACGGGAACAUCGACGGGCCUCUCGACGAGUGGGAUGCCAUUGCGCUUGGAUACACUUCAGGAACAACAGGCGACCCUAAGGGCGUGGUGACACAUCACAGGGGAGCAUACCUCAACUCUCUCAGCAACAUCAUCGUGUGGGAUAUGGGACAUCAUUCCCGAUACCUGUGGACUCUUCCCAUGUUUCAUUGCAACGGCUGGUGCUUUCCUUGGACUCUCGCAGCAGUCGGGGGGACGUCGGUGUGCCUGAGAAAGGUCACAGCCGAGAACAUCUACAACUCUAUCGCUGACCAUGGAGUCGAUCGUCUCUGUGGCGCCCCGAUAGUUCUGAACACGAUCAUCAACGCUCCUCCUGAAAGUCGUCGUUCCUUCAAGCAUCAGGUCAAGGUGAUGACAGCUGCAGCUCCUCCUCCUCCGUCCACCCUGCAGAGAAUGCAGCAGCAAGGGUUCGAAGUCACUCACGUUUACGGGCUGACGGAAACAUACGGUCCUGCUGUCAUUUGCUCAUGGAAAGGAGAGUGGGAUGCGCUUCCCUUGGAGCAGCAGGCGAAGAUGCGAUCGAGACAAGGAGUUAAUUACCAUGUAUUGGAAGACCUUGAGGUUCUGGAUCCCGAGACUUUGCAACCUGUUCCUGCCGAUGGACAAACUCUUGGAGAAGUUAUGUUUCGCGGAAACGUCGUGAUGAAGGGAUAUCUUAAGAACCCCGCCACAACCAGCAAGGAUCUAAGAGGAGGAUGGUUCCACUCCGGGGACCUUGCAGUGAUGCACUCGGACGGCUACAUCGAGCUCAAGGAUCGCUCCAAAGAUGUGAUCAUAUCAGGAGGGGAGAACAUUUCUUCCAUCGAAGUUGAAGGCAUAAUGACGUCUCAUCCUGCUGUAGAGAUGGUGGCGGUGGUCGCGAGACCCGACGAGAAGUGGGGCGAGACACCAUGCGCGUUCGUGGAGCUGAAGAAAGGAUACGAUGCCUCGGUUGAGGAGGAUUUGAAGAAUUUCUGUCGUGAACACAUGGCACAUUUCAAGGUCCCCAAGACUUUCGUCUUCCAGGAAUUGCCGAAAACGUCCACGGGGAAGCUUCAGAAGUUUAAGCUCCGGGAACUCGCGAAGAACCUAUAG
This is a messenger RNA of Guillardia theta CCMP2712, 1623 nucleotides long. RefSeq lists its product as hypothetical. The transcript has 23 exons. Bases 1 to 1623 code for a protein of 540 amino acids. The record is from RefSeq and is a predicted model, not a curated record. NCBI's taxonomy places the organism in Eukaryota, Cryptophyceae, Pyrenomonadales, Geminigeraceae.